AUGGAAAGAACAGUGACGGAUAAGUGGAUAACGCGAGAUGAGAACGGUAAAGUAGUGGAGCAAAAAGGCGAACGAAGUUGGCACGGCCAAACGAGUGGCUUACAUCGACGAUCCGAUGGUACGGGUGAGUCAUGGCAUCGUGUCGCCGAUUUGGAUCCGAAAGGCAAAUCUUCAUUCAUUGACAACCGUCGACUCUAUACGGGGGAUUAUGUUAUUGAGGUAACUGAAAACACAUUCAUUCGACCACACUUUUGCGCCGACAUCUUCGUCAUUCUCAAUCGUGAACAUCAUGCAUUCCAUUUCUCAUCGCAAAUCUCAGAAAUGUGA
This is a messenger RNA of Anisakis simplex (herring worm), 327 nucleotides long. NCBI's taxonomy places the organism in Eukaryota, Metazoa, Nematoda, Chromadorea, Rhabditida, Anisakidae. The record is from the annotation of a GenBank genome assembly.